GGCGGCAGCGGCCCAUAUAAGCCAGCAACAAGCGGGGAACAAGCGCAGAACAAGCGCAGUCUAGCGAAGGGCGCCGGACGUAUCUAAUGUUACUGUCUUGGUCCUCAGCAUCAUCAUCAAGGGUCUGGGCGUCCUGCGACUGGUGUAUAAAAGUACCAUGGCAAAUGCAGUUGUCAGCCAGGUUCUGUUUCGCUUAGGAAUCCCGGCUGUUUUGCUUGUUUCGGGUCUUCUUCGGUAUAAUAUUUUCUCCUUCGUGUACCUGCUGUUGUUGCUGGCAAGUCCACUAUUGUACGGCCCAGCUUCUACAAGAUCUCGGCAGGCCUUCUACUAUAUGAAACUGGUGGUUGCGGUCAGCUCAUUCUUCUGCGUCUGUCAAGUGGUCUACCAAGCUGUGCUAUUGUCUACAAAGACCUAUGGAAGGCCUGCAUUGGGAAGAAACACGUGUCAUAUGCCGGAGCGAUUAGUAUCGCUGAUCGGUCUCAACCGACUCGAUGACCUCCACGUGCUCGAGGUUUUGCGACUCCUGGCGCUCGACUUUGCGGUGCUCUUCACCAGCGCAGCCACCCUGCUGGUAUCCAACAGGCCAGUGGUGGAUGAGACGACUCGUCCCAUUCCUCAACGUCGAUGGCGAGUUCCUUCCGCCGUCAUGGGCGACUUCUUGGUUCUACUUCUGAUGGCCGGGGCGGGCGUGCUCCAAGCGUCGCUCUCGUCGCUCGUCUACUUCGCGGUCUUCCUGGGGACUGCCACGCGCCUCGGCAUGCACCUGCCCCUGGCGAAAGGCUACCGACUGCUGCGUACCUGCUUGAUGCUCUACAGCGCUGCCCACAUUCUUGUGCUCUACGCUUACCAGUUGGAUUACCUACAGGGACUCGUUCCUCCUUCGAGCCUCGAAGCCAGGUUAAUCGGAUUGAGCCCUCUGCGCGUGGCUCCUUGCACCGGAGACGAUUCUGCGCUUUCGGACUUCCGGCUCCUGGUGUUCAGGCGGCUUCACUGGACCCUCUACCUGAGCCCGCUGGCCGUGCUGGGCUUCUACUUUGUCGUAGCUACGGUGACGCGCUAUCAGCUGCUACAGAAAACGGGUCUUCAAUUUCCGUCUUUAGGAUCAGUGACAUCCAUGUUGCCCCACUGCACCAGGACUGACAGCAGGCGAGCCAUGCGCAGGCUCUCCACCCUUCCGGACCGCCGACGCCUCCUCGACAACAAUUUUCCGCAGGGUGGUCAUGGGAGUCGGGCUCUCACGAGCGGGCCGCCGAACAGCGCCGAAGGUUCGGGCCCUUCCGAAGUGGAAGUGACUGGCAGCAGCACGCGGCCGAUGGCCGCCCCGAACACCAACGCCGCCACGUUGCCGGCUGGCGGUGCCCGCCACCUUACCUUCGUACUUAUUCUGCAGGCAAGGUCUCGGGUAUAG
Ixodes scapularis (black-legged tick) is the source of this 1408-nucleotide messenger RNA. RefSeq names its product piezo-type mechanosensitive ion channel component 1-like. The coding region runs from base 158 to 1408 and encodes 416 amino acids. The record is from RefSeq and is a predicted model, not a curated record. NCBI's taxonomy places the organism in Eukaryota, Metazoa, Arthropoda, Arachnida, Ixodida, Ixodidae. The transcript is spliced from 10 exons.